UUGAACUCAGAUGCGUGAGGAAUCCUUUAGAUGGACAUUCAGUCUGCCUGCAAAUAGGACUACUGUUGCCCCUCUUGAGCAUGGGAACCAUGGCAUUGCAUCGUGUGUUUGGAAUACUUGUUUUCCUCAGUGUUUGUCUGAUUUCUUUCACACCGGCUUGCGGUGGAGGAAAUAUUCUGGUGUAUCCUGUAGAUGGCAGCCACUGGGUCAAUAUGAAGAUCCUGCUAGAAGAACUUCAUGCCAGGGGACACAACAUCACUGUGAUCAGGGCAUCCACCAGCUGGUACAUCCCAGAAAAGUCUCCUCUCUACACAUCCAUUACCAUCAAAAUGAAUGAAGGAUUAGAGGAUUUCUUUGAGGUGUACCUAGAGGAGCAUAUGAGGGCGCAGAGAGAGGGGGCUUCAGCACUUACUUUCUUCAAACUCACCAAGGAUUUCCUUUCAAUGAUUUCUAGGGCCCAUUCAUUGUCCCUUCAAGUCUUUGAUGAUGAAAAGGUGAUCAAAACCUUCAUGGAUUCCCAAUAUGAUCUUGUUCUCACUGACCCAGCCAUAGCAGCAGGGGUUGUAUUAGCCAAGUAUCUAAAACUGCCCAUGGUGCUCAAUGUUCGCUGGAUCACCAGCGGAGAAGGCCACUUUGCGAUAGCCCCCUCACCGCUCUCUUACAUCCCAGUGCCAGGGUCAGGCUUAACAGACAAAAUGAAUUUCAUCCAGAGGAUCAAGAACAUUUUUUUCUACAGCAUUGUAGUGUUCCAGCAGAAAUUCAUGGUGGGGCCAAGCUAUGAUGCCAUCUGUGAUAAAUAUAUCAAGGGUGGAUGUGACAUCAUCUCGCUACUUCAGGAGGCAGACAUUUGGCUGUUCAGGUCAGAUUUUGUGUUUGACUUCCCUCGGCCCACAAUGCCGAAUGUUAUCUACAUAGGAGGGUUCCAGUGCAAACCAGCCCAACCUCUGCCAGCAGACCUGGAGGACUUUGUUCAGAGUGCUGGGCAGCACGGAGUCAUCAUCAUGACUCUGGGCACUUUGGUCAACGCUUUGCCCAAAGAGGUAGCUGAUGAAAUUGCCAGCGUCUUUGCCAAGAUGCCUCAGAAGGUGAUAUGGAGGCACAAAGGGGAGCGUCCCUCUACUUUGGGCAAAAACACCUUGAUAGUGGACUGGAUGCCACAGAAGGACCUCCUGGGCCACCCACAGACCAAAGUCUUUGUUGCUCAUGGAGGAACCAACGGAGUCCAGGAGGCCAUUUAUUACGGGGUCCCUGUGCUCGGCAUACCCUUGUUCUUUGACCAGUAUGACAACCUUCUACGUCUGCAGGAGAGAGGAGCAGCAAAGAUCAUUCAGCUGGGUGACGUUAGUGGCCACAGUUUUGAGCAAGGUAUUAAUGAAGUGCUCCAUCAAGAAAGCUACAGACAGAACAUGCAAAGACUGUCACGUUUGCACAGAGAUCAGCCAAUGGCACCCAUGGAUCAGGCCAUCUACUGGGUGGAGUAUGUGAUGCGCCAUAAAGGGGCUCCUCACCUGCGUACAGAGGCCUAUAAGAUGCCAUGGUACUCAUACUACUGUUUUGAUGUACUGCUACUAUUGCUGACUGCAACGACUGUACUGCUGUUUUCUACUUUGGCUGUUUUCAGGUUCCUAUGCUGCAGAGGUAGAAGAAAGACCAAAACCAAGCAACACUGAUUAUGGUCAAAUUUGUUUAGAAAUGUUCUGCACUGAGUUCUCUAAAGCAUUACAUAUAGACAAAACCAUACAUACAUAUCUU
This is a messenger RNA of Micropterus dolomieu (smallmouth bass), 1752 nucleotides long. RefSeq names its product UDP-glucuronosyltransferase 2C1-like. Lineage: Eukaryota; Metazoa; Chordata; Actinopteri; Centrarchiformes; Centrarchidae. The record is from RefSeq and is a predicted model, not a curated record. Gene Ontology annotation, molecular function: UDP-glycosyltransferase activity. The transcript is spliced from 4 exons. Bases 81 to 1670 code for a protein of 529 amino acids.